Funneliformis mosseae is the source of this 2562-nucleotide messenger RNA. The record is from the annotation of a GenBank genome assembly. NCBI's taxonomy places the organism in Eukaryota, Fungi, Glomeromycota, Glomeromycetes, Glomerales, Glomeraceae.
AUGUCUUCUAUCACGGACGUUAGUGAGCGUAAAAUUCGUCCGAUUUAUGAGGCGAUUGAUAGUUUAAAUUAUAAGUCCGCGUUAUCGCAUUGUAACAAGUUGUUGAAGAAGCAACCUAACGCUCUCAUAUUAAAGGCUUUGAAGGGUUUGAUUCUAGAGAGAACUGGUAAAUCCGACGAAGCAUUACAACUAUGUGAUCAACUCUUACUAUGGUUUAUCGGUCGUUGGGGAAACGCAAUUGACGACAUUGUUCAAUUAUAUGAAAAUGCCACGCGUCAAAACCCUAAUAACGAAGAACUCGGCAACCAUUUGUUUAUGGCUAUGGUUCGAAAUGGUGAUUAUAAAGGGCAGCAACAGGCUGCUUUGAAAUUACACAAGACAUUUGGCGUGAACAAAUAUUUAUUUUGGGGCAUUAUGAGUUUGGUAUUACAGGCAGAAAAUGCUCCUGCAGGUCAAUCAUCAAUUUUCAUGACAUUGGCCGAGCGCAUGAUGCUCAAAGCAGUUCAAGAAGGUCGAUUGAAACUGACUGAAGAGGUCCAUCUUUACUUGAUUGUUUUGUUGACGCAAAAUAAAACCAAGGAGGCUCUGGAAGUUUUGGAAGGCGACCUUGGUCAAAUAUGUAAGCACGAUACCGAGAUAAAGUAUAUUCGGAAUGAUUUGCUUCUAAAAACUAGCAAUUGGUCCAAGGCAAUUGAGAUAAGCAAGUUAUCGUUAACUGAAACGAACAUAGAUGAUUGGGGAGCAUAUUUAACUUAUUUGGAAUCUCAAUUUCAUCUCAUCAAGUCUAGUGAGAAGGAUGAAAAUGGAGAAAUUUUGAAUAAGGCGACGAUAUUGGAUGAUGCUCGCGAGCUGUUACGUUCAUUGCAAGAGAAGGGAGGGAGUUCAAGCGAUGUGAAGCGAGGUCCAUUUCUUGCCGAGUUGGAAUUAGAAUAUCGAGUCAUUUCGGAGUUAAAAGAUUGCAAACCGGCACAAGAAAUUGACAUUUUGGCGAUUGAGUAUUUUCGAAAGUUUGGAGAGAAAUCAUGCUGCUUUGAGGAUUUACAACCUUAUUUGAAAAGUAUUCCGCUGGAAACCUCCAGGAUGAUGGUCGAAGCAUUCAAUGCUUUGAUUGAUAGCACUUGUGAGGAUGUUAAGUCAAGGAUUCAAAAUGUUCAUAAGAAUAUUAAUGUUAAUAAGUUGGAAAGAUAUCUUGGGUUAUUAUCGGAUAUCAGCGAAAGUGAUGCAAUAUUAUAUGUUAAUAAGUUAUGGAGGUCAUACAAUGACGCUCUUCAGUAUGGUGUAGAGUUACUAGACACUGAAAAUCAAUAUGGCGACGAAUUUGUUAUCCUGGCAUCUCACCUUCUUAUUGAUUUGUAUCUCAAAAAAGGCCAGAAUUCUUUUGUACUUCAAGCAAUUUUCCUAUUGGAGAUGGCUUUGUGUAAAAGCAAAUACAACUACCAAUUCAAAUUGCUACUCGUUCGGCUUUAUCAAAUUCUUGAGGUCUCUCGAGUUGUACAAGUCUAUGGAUAUAAAGCAUGUUCAACUGGACACCAUGAGGUUUUCAAAUGUUUACGAAACAAUCAAUGCGAUACUGUAUUGUUAUUAAUGUAUUUCUUUAACAUUGUUUACAGCCAUUACAUUUGUGCCCGGUCGUCAUCUUUUGCAUUUAUUGGAGAAGCUAUUCGAGCAUGUCAUGAGACUCUUCAAAUAUAUCGCAGUAACGAUGCGGAGACACCUGAAAUGAUAAUUCAGGCGUUUAAGCUUGCCACCUUUAGCAAGGUGCAAGAAUUUAUCAAGUUCCGUAAGGAAUUAGAUUGUUCUAUGCAAAGGGUUCUUUUAUAUAGGGAAAUAGUACGUCUUGAUAUUCUGAGCAUAUCAAAAGAUCUUAAGAAUACAAUGGAAUACUUUGAAAGAGAUUUGGACUCGAUCAUUGAUCUUAGCUAUGAUGAUCCUUUUUGUGCAACUCUUUAUGACCAUAGAGAUUUUACAGUAAUGACUAAUUGUAAUCCUUCUGGCACCAAAUCUUUCGAGGAAGUUACAAGAGUGUCACCCACACUUAACAAAGCUUGGUUGAAAAUUUUUUCCCUCAUUCCACGAAUUCUCAAGACCCUGUAUGCUAAUAAUAACGCUGACGACUUAAUAAUAUUGAUUGAGGAAUUAGAGAAUUUAAUAACAUUAGAGGAAAGACAUAUAGGUGAGAUAGUUUCAAGAUUGGGUCGUCUAUACAUUACGACGAAAGAAGUUCGAGCGGGUCAAAAGGAAUCUAGACAAAAAUUAUCAAAAACUAUUGACGGGAUCAUUUCUAUCUUAAAAGAUUUCUGCAAAGAGGAUUUUACCAAAAUUUCACUACGAGAGCUAUCUUGGAAACACUUGCAUCAACUUUCAACUUUUCUGGAGAUCCAAGUAAUCCAAACUUUGAAAAAAUCUGUAAAAGAAAAUCUUGAGCGAUUAAACGAACAAUUAAAUGAAUUCAAAAAGAAAUUAGAGAAUGAAGAAGAGUUGUAUUUGGAUCUUUUAUCAUUUAUCAAAUCCGAAAAUGGAUUUAUAGAAUUUUGUGAAAGUGAGUUAAAGACGUGGGAUUAA